Messenger RNA from Chenopodium quinoa (quinoa), 8489 nucleotides. RefSeq names its product putative disease resistance RPP13-like protein 1. Lineage: Eukaryota; Viridiplantae; Streptophyta; Magnoliopsida; Caryophyllales; Amaranthaceae. The transcript has 5 exons. The record is from RefSeq and is a predicted model, not a curated record. Gene Ontology annotation, biological process: defense response to other organism. Gene Ontology annotation, molecular function: ADP binding. The coding region runs from base 950 to 5941 and encodes 1663 amino acids.
CAUGACCGUAUCGAUAUUUAUUCGAAUUGAAGUUGAACCAAAACCCGACUCAACAUUAACCCGAACUCAAAUGGACCAUCUAUUAACCCACCCAAAACCGACUCAUCUAUCACAACCCGAACCUGAAAUUGAACUCGAUUUGAAUUUGACUCGAAUCAAACCCGACCCAUGUACGAAAAGGGGACCGACUCGGAACUGAAAUUGGCCCGACCUGAACUAAGACUUGAUUUGACCCGACCGGAAACCCGACUUGAAUACUCAAUUGAGAGCUCUUACAUACUUACUUCGUAUUAUAUCAUCACCUUUUUCUUUCUAAGGUAAAAAUCAUCACCUUCUCUCAAAAAAAAAAAAGGUAAAAAUCAUCACCUUCUUUCUAAGGUAAUUCGCUCCAUCUAUGUCCAAAACCCAUCUCCAACUUUUCUUUAAUUUCAUUUGGUUUUCUCCAUUUUUUAUAUUUAAUCAAUAAAUUUAUGAAUUAAGUUGUUAAGAAAUUUAUUUUUUGGGGUUUGAGUGGGCAAUUUUGAGUUGAAAUCAUGAAAUAAAUGAAUAAUACUACUGGUAACAAAUUUGCAUGUAUAUUGCUGAAAUUUACCCAUUCAUCUAUAAUUCAAAAGCACUUGAGAGAAUGGAUUUUAAGGAUUUGGAGUUUGUUGAUGAUAUUAGGAAAUCGUACUCAAUUUAUGGUGAGAUUUUAGUGAUGAAAUUGCUACAGAUUUUCCACAAUAAUAAUUGAACCUUGUGACUUUGUGAGUACACUUAUCCAUUCAUUCAUUCAUUCAUUCACACCAAUAAUUCAUAAACUCAUUUUUUCCCUUCUUCCUACCCUUAAACCCCCAAACUAAGAAUAACCCGUCAUUUCAUUCACAAUCACUUGUUUUUACAAAAAUCAUAUUUUUUUUUUUUUGAAAACAAACACAAAAUUGGAAAAUAGUAGCUGAUCUGAUCAAGGAUGGCCAUAGCCGAGACGUUUCUGUCUGCAUUUCUGCAGGUGCUGUUUGAGCAGCUGUUGACAACCGGAGGAACACAAUUCUUGAAGUUGAUUGGUGGUGUUGAUUUGCCGAAAACUAUCAAGAAAUGGAAGAUACAACUUACUAGGCUGGAAGCUCUUUUGGAUGAUGCUGAGCUGCAGCAAUUUCACAGUAAACCUGUCAAGUUAUGGCUCAAUGACCUCCAAGAUUUAGCUUACGACAUCGAAGAUAUCUUGGAUCAUUUCGCAAUUGAAGCCCAACGUUACCAGUUGAAACAGGCGGAGGAAGAUCAAGCUAAUGCACUUGAUGAUCACUCAAUCGCUGGAAUUUUAAACAAUAUGGCGCAAACCAUUCGUGCAAGUAGUUCAAGAGCUGCAAAUAGUCUCUCCACCUUGCUCAAACCUAUUGAUCAAGACAUUCAAGACAAGAUUGAUGACAUUACAGAGCGCUUGCAAGAUAUACAGGACCAGACACAUAGUUUGACCCUCACUGCAGCACACAUGUUGCAGCAGCAGAUCCUCCAAACAGAAUCUCUUCGAAGCCAGAGAGAAUCCACUUCUUUGGUAGGCAACGUUUUUGGAAGGGAUGAGAAGAAAAAAGAGAUAAUUACACUGCUACUGAAACAUGAUCAGAGUGGUGAAGGUUAUGUUGUGAUUCCUAUUGUUGGAACGGGUGGCAUUGGGAAGACGACCCUUGCUCAGUAUGUAUACAACGAUGAACAGAAGUAUGUAUACAGAGAUGAGCAACUCUAUGUAUACAGCGAUGAGCAGCAGAAGUGUAAUUUUGAUCUCAAGGCAUGGGUGUGUGUCUCGGAUGUGUUCGAUGUUAAAUGUGUCACGAUAGAUAUAAUUAACUCAGCCUCCCAGAGCAAUUUUGACUGUAGCAAUUUGGAUCAGGCACAUGUGAAACUGCAGAAAGUGCUAAAAGGCAAAAAAUUCUUUAUUGUUCUUGAUGAUAUUUGGAGCGAAGAAUAUGAUGAUUGGUACAAGCUGCAGGAACCUUUCCGACACGGUGCAAAAGGAAGCAGAGUGGUAAUGACAACCAGAAUUGAGAGUAUUGCAAUGAUGAUGGUUAAUAAUCCAACUCAACGCAAUAUCAUCAAGUUAGAAAGUUUGUCAAACGAUGAUUGUUGGCUUAUAUUUCAGCAACAUGCAAAUGUAGAUUCUGACCUCGCUGAGAUGCGGGAUAAUAUCAUAGAAAAGAUCAAUGGACUACCUUUGGCGGCAAAAGCUCUAGGAGGUCUCCUUAAAAGUAUUCCAGACAAGAGCCAACACCAAAAGAUAUUAGAGAGCAAUGUUUGGGGUGAGAAGAGCAGUGUUUUACCAGUUUUAAGGCUGAGUUACCAUCAUAUGCCAUCUCAUUUGAAGCGAGUCUUUGCUUACUGUUCAAUAUUUCCAAAAGACUACAAGUUCAAGGAGAUGAAAAUUGUCUUACUAUGGAUGGCUCAGGGCUUCAUACAGGAAACCCAAAUUGAAACAAUGGAAGACAUGGGCCAGAAGUACUUCAAUGAUCUGGUAUCAAGGUCACUAUUUGAAAAAAGUCCUUAUGGUGAAGGAGAGUUCAUCAUGCAUGACCUCAUCCAUGAUAUGGCUCAAUUGGCUGCAUGUGGUAUCUGUUAUGUAAUGGAUGUUGUAGAUACACAGAGAAAUCUUGGAAGAACUCGCCAUUUAUUUAUCACUGAGCAUGUUCAAACAUUGAGAAAUCAAAUCAUGGUUCCUCAGUUGCGAACUUUUCUAUGCAGCUACUGUUUGAUCAUUGACAAUUUGGAAUUCAUCCAAAGAAUGCAAUACGUACGCUCCCUAUACCUAGUGUCAGAGAAAAUUGAAGUUUUGCCAGAUUGUAUUGGUGAUUUAAAACACUUGCGUUACCUAAGUCUCAAAUUCAAAAGAAUGAAAGUGUUGCCACAAUCAAUCAACAAUCUUUGGAAUCUCCAAACACUGUGCUUGGAAGGCUGUUAUAAAGCUGUGAAGAUUCCAUGUAUAGAAUCGCUGGGAAAACUCCGUCAUCUGAACAUUGAUGAUAUCUCUUUAAAGGAGAUGCCGCUUGGAAUCGGGAAAUUAACAAACUUACAAACUUUGAAUACAUUUGUUUUGGCAGUUGGAGGUGGGUCCAGAGUAAGGGAGUUGGGGAAGUUGAAUCAGCUCCAUGGAAGAUUAUUAAUCGUUUCCGGGCUAGAAAAUGUGACUGAGGUUGAGGAUGCAGAAGAAGCCCAAUUUUGUAAAAAAAAGAAUCUAGAUGGGUUGAAUUUGAAAUGGGGUACUUGUACUAAUGAUGUUGAUGACAAGACUAGGAGAGAUGUGGUUGGGAAGUUGCGGCCUCACACUUCCAUCAAAGAGUGUGAGUUGGUUGGGUACAUGGGCUCGAGAUUCCCAAGUUGGUUGGGGGAUCCCUCUUUCAUUAACAUGGUGGACAUAAAGUUGAAAAAGUGUCUCAAAUGUGUAUGCUUGCCUCCAUUGGGGAAACUACGCUCGUUGAAGAGUCUGCUAGUUGAAGAUAUGGAUGGUAUUCAGGAGGUAGGUCUUGAAUUUUAUGGGAAUUGGUCAACUCCUUUUUCAUCUUUGAAGACUCUUCAAUUUUCUCAUAUGAAAUCCUGGGAGAAGUGGGUGCACCCAACUGACAACAACAACGCAUUUCCUAUCCUUGAAGAGCUUUCUAUUAAAGAUUGUUCGUCAUUGCAAGGCGAUAUACCUCCUUAUUUGCCUUCUCUUAGAACGCUGGAUAUUAAAGAAUACAUGCAACUACAAUCCUUAGAAUUGAAGAUUUUGUCUUCCUCAACUUCUCGUCUUGAUACAAUUGACUCAAGGUCUAGGGUAAGGGAGUUGGGGAAGUUGAAAAAUCUUUGUGGAACUUACAUCGUUGAUGUUGAUGACAAGACUAAGAGAGAUGUGGUUGAGAAGUUGCAGCCUUACACUUCCAUCAAAGAGUUUAGGUUAGAUGGGUACAUUGGCUCGGCAUUUCCAAGUUGGUUGGGAGAUCCUUCUUUCAAUAACAUGGCUCAUAUAAGGCUGAAUAAUUGUGUGAAAUGUGAAUGGUUGCCCCCACUAGGGCAGCUACCCUCAUUGAAGAGUCUAAGGAUUGAACAUAUAAAUGGUAUUAAGGAGGUAGGUCUUGAAUUUUAUGGGCAUUGCUCAACUCCAUUUCCAUCUUUGAAAACUCUACUUAUAUCUGGUUUGGAAGUAUGGGAGAAGUGGAUGCACCCACUAGUUGGUAUCAACAAGGCAUUCCCUGUCCUUGAAGAGCUUUCCAUUGAUUAUUGUCUAAUAUUGAAAGGUAAUCUACCUCCUCAUUUGCCUUCUCUUAGAACGCUGGAUAUCAAUGCAUGUAGAAAACUGCAAUCCUUGGAAUUGAAGAAUUCAUCUUCCUCAGCUUCUCGUCUUGCAUCACUCUCUGUUGAAUACUGUGAGUCUAUGGUCUCUAUUGAUCAUAUUCCCUUAACUCUACAACUGUUGUAUAUCAAUUGUUGUGAAAAACUAGGGUCUGUGGAAUUUGAUGAACAACCUACAAAUUUGUCUCCUAGAAGUGAAGACGGGAAUACCCCAAAGAGUGAAGAAAACAUAGGAGUUUUCCUAAAGGCUUCAUUGGAACUUCCUCUUCUCACUAGUUUGAAAAUAGAAAGUUGCCCAAGUCUAAGAUCAUUACAACAAAAUCUACUUCUCCCGGCCUUACAAACACUUGAGUUAUGGGAUUGCAAGUCUAUGGAAAGGCUUCCUGGUCAAUUGCUCAAUUUCACCUCCCUCGAACGAUUAUAUAUUCUUGAAUGCCCCAAAAUCCAUAGCUUAGCGGAAGGUGGCUUACCCAGAAACUUGGUAUUCCUUGAAAUAGAAGAAGUGAAUAUAAAGCAGGCAGUAACAGAGUGGAAAUUGCACCUCCUUCAUUCACUUAAAGCUCUUACGCUUAAAAAUGUAGGCAGCUCUGCAGACUCAGUAGAUUGUAUUCUGUGCCCACAUCUUUCUCUGCCCUCUUCCUUGUGUCUCUUAGAAAUCAGGGGUUUCCAAUAUUUGAGAAUCAUAUCCAAUGGGAACACCCUUCCGAACCUCACUCGUCUUGAUGUUGUGGAUUGCCCAAGGCUUGAAUCAUUGGUUAGCAAUUUUACCUCGCUUACAGAUUUAAUAACUGAAAAUUGCCCAAAAUUCCACAACUUUCCAGAGGAAGGUUUACCCACAAACCUGCGGUCUCUUUCAAUCUCUGAUACCAACACAGACAAACCAAUAAAAGAGUGGGGAUUGCACCGUCUUACUUCCCUUCAUUCUAUUUUUCUUACACUUGUAAAUGUAAGCAGCUCCUUAGAUUGCAUUAGCGAUUCUGACCUUCCCUCUUCCCUGCGUACAUUACAUAUAAAAGGAUUCCAAAAUCUGAAAACAAUAUGUUGUUCCACUCUUCCUGAAUUGUCCUCUAUCAGUGUCCUCUCUUGCCCCCGAUUCGAAUCAUUUGGUGACCAUGGCCUUCCUCCAAGCAUUGAAAGCAUUUAUAUUAAAGAGUGUGAGAUGAUACAACAACAUUUGAGAAGUGAUCCCGGUGGCCGUAUACUUACAGAGAAUGGAAGAUUCUCGUUGCCUCUGUCUGAAACUCAACCGAGCUCUGCCCACUCAACUGUUUGCUCAUGUUUAGGUGCUAAGAAACUCAAGAAACUGAGAAGCCUAACAGUAGUAAUAGCAUCUACAAUUAUAAGGGAAAAUAAAAGGGGUGCAACUAGUAUGGAGGAAGUAUAUUUUGACUCAGGUGACAAUCAUAUUGGUUCUACCCUUCUCGUGCUGCAGAAAGCCUCUCCAAGUUCAGACAUUCAUUCAAGGACUACUGUCAUUACGGCUUUGCAAGAUAAUCAGAUCCCUGGCAAAAUGUUCUGGUUACGCUGCAGACGUACCCCAAGUAGAAGAUUGUCAAAGCUUUAUUACAUUAAGCAACAGCGUAGCCAAGAUACACUGCUAAUUCUAGUCUUCUUUUGUGUAAAUUAUGGUCUGUUUUUAGUACCCUAAUAACCUGUAUUAUUCUAGUGAGUUUUCUGUUAAAAUUGUGGCCUUUUUAGUACCCUAAUAACCUAUAUUAUUAUAGUGAGUUUUUGUAUAUUUUGUUACUUGAGUAAUUCCGUUAAGUUGGGGUUUCAAACUUUCAAUACAGAAUCUAGUUUUUCAGAUUCAUUAGUGAAUCUACAUCUAUUUGAUUUCUGAGAUUCAUGUACAAAUUCAGUUUCUUCUAUCAUUUUACAUAGGGAAUUAUAUUUGACAGGAAUUGUUUAUGAAAUGUUGUGUUAUGAAAUUGCCUUUCUUCUUAGUUACUCCUUACAAUACUAGUUGAAACACUUUUAUUUGUAGGAUUGUUCAUAUGUAGUUGACAUGCUUCUAUCUUUUUAUUUUUUAUUUUUUUUCUAAGAUUACAACGAUUCUAUAUUGCAGAGUACUUUCUUUCACAUGUUUUGGGUCUCAUUUUUCCUCAAUUGAAAAAAAUCAACACAUGUAAUGGUCAUCAAAACCCACUAUACUACACUAAAAAGAGUACUCAUUAUCAAAUUUCACAUUAUAAAAUAUUAAAGUCGAUUAUUGUGCAUAAAACUUUGUCUCAGACGACAGCCAAUUAAAUCUCGUCAACUAAUUUAUGAGAGAAUAAAUUGUGAGCAUUGUUAGGAAUAAGAGAAUAAAUCAAAUAUAACUUCAAAUUUUAAAACCUUCCAAAUUGAAAUCAUUCUAAAACGAUUCAGUAGUCCAAUAUACAUACUACCAGUACAAAUUUACGACUUUUACAAAUGAUCAUGUCUCUUGUCUAGAAUAAGGUUUCUCACGAGUAUAUAGUUAAAUUCCUAAUUUGGUCAAUUUGCAUAUUCAUCGUUAUUUCUUAUUUUCCCUAACAUCAUCCCUUGAACGCACACGUGAAAUCAAUUCCAACAUAGUACAAAUACUUAAAUAACCGCCAAUUGAAUACUCCUAGUCAAUUCUCAAGUGUGAAGAUGUACUACUUUCCCUAGAGUUUUAACAAAAGUAGCUAAGUGCUACUCUCCCGGCUUUUUCCUAACCCUCUAGAUUCCAUUCUCCCUUACGUUACCAAAGUAUCCGUACUCCUUCCGUCCCCAAAUAAAUGUUUCAUUUGCGUUUAAUGCCACUUAAUCUCACAUUUUUAAAAAAAUCCAACUAACCUCUUCCCACCCGACGACUACAUGAUCUUCCUCACUAAUUUUAAAACAAAUAACAGUCAAACUCCAUUAAUUAUAAUCAAUCUACCCUAAAAAAUCUUCAAAACAAAACUCCAUUAAAGCAACUCAAAUACCUCCAUUGAAGAAGAAGAAACAACCCUUUUGAAGAGGACAACAAAAAAUGGAAUUAGAAGUUAAACGAAGAACAACAAAAUCCCUAAUUUCAAAGCUAAGUUCAGUAUCAGAUCAAACCCGAAUCGCAGCACUUUGUGAGCUCCGAUUACUCACCAAAAACGACCCAGAAAUCCGACCCAUUAUCGCCGAAGAAGACGAAGGUGCAGCAAUCUCUCUUCUAGCUGAAACCCUUUACUCUCCUACACCAUUAGAGCAAGAAAACGCUGCUGCAACUUUGCUGAAUAUCUCAAUUUCCUGUAAAAAUUCCAUCAUGUCAACUCGUGGGGUUCUCGAUUCUCUCUCCUAUGUUCUCUCUAGUCACCGCACGCACCCUCCUGCCGCCGUGCAAUCCGCCGCCGCCGCGAUUUACAGCCUUUCCGUUGAGGAGAAUUAUCGUUCUGUAAUUGGGGGUAAAAGGGAUGUUGUGUAUUCUUUGAUUGAUAUUGUAGGGUUUCGGGAAUCGCCGUCUCGGUCAAUCAAAGAUGGGUUGAAAGCGCUUUUUGGGUUGUCUUUGUGUCCUUUGAAUCGGCCUUUAAUGGUGGAAUUUGGGGCAAUUGAAUCAAUUUUUGGGGUUGUGGUGAGAGAUGGGAGGAUUGGGGUGAUUGAGGAUGCAACUGCUGUGAUUGCGCAGGUUGCUGGGUGUGUGGAGAGUGUUGAGGCCUUUCGAAAGGCGGCUGGUGUUCGGGUUUUGGUUGAUUUGUUGAAUCCUGAGACGGGUUCGAGUUCGAGGAUUAAAGAGAAUGCGGUUUCUGGGUUGUUGAAUUUGGUGAAGAUUGGUGGGGAGGAGGUUGGGGAGGAGAUUAAGGAGGUGGGUUUAGGGUUGGUUUUUGAUGGGUUAGGGGAAGUGGUUGAUAGUGGGAGUGAUAAAGGGAAGAAAAGAGCUCAAGCUUUGUUGAAGAUUCUUGAGGAUGGUAUGAGUAUGACUCACAAGGAUGCCAAUGAUUCCGGUUCGGAUUUGUAUUCUGGUCCUUUGGUAGAUACUUCGAAUUCGUUUUCGUAUUGAUUGUGUUAGCAUGAUGUUUGGUGAUUUAUAGUGUGUCAUAGUUAGGAAAAAAAAUAGACUUUCCAAGGAUGAUUGACUGAUAGAGUAUGUGAUGAAUGUGUUCUUGUUUUGCUCAAGAUUAUGAGAUUAGGGUGUAUAAAAGAUUUGCCUCAUUGUAAAUUCAUUUAUUCAAUGUAUCAUGUUAAACUUGUCACUAAUGCAAAUUCAAUGCCCGAUUCUUGUU